AUGCCCGACACUUGCUUCGCCUUGGGCGCGAUCUUCAAGGCGGCUGCGGCGGCGGCCGGUUCCGGCUUCGGCGCCGAGGGAUCGAACUUGAAGUCCGCCCAAAAGCGGCUCGGGGCCUCCUUGACGUCGGGCUCCUUCUCCAUCGGCGCGUCGACCCGCGCCGUCGGCUUGCACAUUGAGAAGUUGAGGGACACGCGGGCACCGAGGCCGCCGCUUGCGACCGGCUUGGCGGAAGCCUUGAUGAACGUCCGGCGCGAGGGCGGGACGAGCUUGAGUCGCUGCGUGCUCGUGGUGCUGUGGCCCCCGGUCAAAAUGUCGAUUGCUGGAAGCGCCGCUUCAUUCACCGUCAAGAUCAUGAAUGCUGGUACUGGCAGGGAUCUGGCAGAGCAGCUGGCGCCGCCGCUGAUCAAGGGGCUGCUCGGCCUGACCGCUUCGGCGGCCGAGCUCGCGGCCGCGACGCAGGCGGAGCAGUCCGUGCAUGCUACAAAGACAUACACUGCUCGUCAGACUGCCCGAUUCUACCCGGGUUGGAGGGACUGGAAGACUGCCUUCGAGCAGGCAGCCGCAGCUCCUCGGCCGCGGACCGACCCGCCCAACACGGGCGGUGCCGGACCUGCCGCGCCAAGGCCGGUCUCGAUUCUCGGAGCCCCGUUUGCUCUCGAGAUGUUUCGCAAGCUGCCUGCCUCUGGGUCAGUGGCCGCUGGUACCGUCGAGGCGGCCGAAGUGCUAGGCCUUUGCGACAAGAUGCCGGCCCUCGGCGCUUCCAUGCUGCCGGAGGCUGUCCGGAUUCAGAGCUUCGCAGUGGCGCUGGAGGCGGCAGCCGGCGAGGCCGCCCACACGUCUCUCCGUGGUGAGAUCUCAGCAAAAGGUCAGCUGACCCUCGCCGAAGCGACGGCCUUCCUCGGGCGGUUCGGCCAGGCCUUCAAAGCGAGCGCGCCGUCGCCUGCGGCGCCCACUACCCCCUACGAAGCGCUCGUCCGCCGCGUCGACGCCGGCGGGCAGUUUGAUGAGUUCAUGGAGAAGACCAUCCCGUUUAUCUGCACCGAUGCAGCCCACCAGCGAGUGGCCGAGGGCGAUCAGGCG
Molecule: messenger RNA, 1083 nt
Organism: Emiliania huxleyi CCMP1516
Lineage: Eukaryota; Haptophyta; Isochrysidales; Noelaerhabdaceae
Exons: 2
Source: RefSeq, a predicted model, not a curated record